CAUAUUUUAUUUUCUCUCUCGUUCUUUCAUGUAAUACGUUUACGAGGCAAGAUAGGCACUUGAAUUCCUGGGGAUUCAAGAUCUGUAGCAAAACCCCACCAAGGGGGUAAGGGUUGUGGUUGAUUUAGCAGUUAUAUGUGAGGGAAACUACAUUUAUUUAAGAACAUGGCCAUGGGAAAGUAUUCCAAACUUGAAGGGAGGAAGUCAUCAAGCUAUUGUUCAACUGUUACCAUAGUUGUGGUUGUUGCUCUUUUUCUAGUUGGGGUUUGGAUGUUGAUGUCUUCAUCUGUUAAUCAUGUUGAGAAGUCAGAUUUAUCGUCUCAGGAGACUACAGAUGGGGCAAGACAAAAUCUCCGGAAAAGCUUUUCUAAGCAGUUUGAAGACAACGUGGAUAGUCUCUCUGAAUCUGAGGAUACAAAAAAAGAUGACAAUGAUGAGCAGAGCAAAUAUUCUGAGAACAAUGCAGUUGAGGACAACAAAGAAGAGAAAUCAGAGACAAAGAGCAAUGAGUACAACAACGAAGAGAAAUUAGAGACAAACAGAAAUGAGGAAAACAAUGAAGAGAAAUCAGAGACUGUGAGCUUUGAGGAAAACAAUGAAGAGAAAUCAGAGAUAAAGAGCAAUGAGGACAACAAGGAAGAGAAAUUAGAGACAGAGAGCAGUGAGGAAAACAAUGAAGAGAAAUCAGAGACAGAGAGCAAUGAGGACAAUAAUGAAGAGAAAUCAGAGACAAAGCGCAAUGAGGAAAACGAUGAAGAGAAAUCAGAGACACAGAGCAAUGAGGAGAACAAUGAAGAGAAAUCAGAGACAGAGAACAAUGGUGAGAACAGAGAGUCUGAGAUUUCAGCAAAUGAAAAACAGGACGACAGUCAUUUGAAGGAGAGUACUGAUGAGAGAUCUGAAUCUGAAGAGGAACAGAAGAAGGAAGGGGAAAGUGAUGGAAAUAGGGAAGAUGGGGAUUCAAAUUCAGAAGCUAGAGAAAUAAAGGAAGAAGGAGGUGAAAUGAAUAAAAAUGAGCGCACUGAGUCUGAUGAGAGCUCGGGUGAAAACAGAUCUGACUCUGCUGAGGGUGAGAAGAUUUCUAAGGACCAAGAUGCUGGUGAAAAUAACAAAGGAAGUCAGGAUAAUGAUCAGGCUUCAAAUGAGGUUCCCCCUAAUGGUGGUCAGUCAGAAAUUUUGAGUGAGUCUACCAGUCAAAAUGGAGCUUGGUCAACUCAAGCAGUAGAAUCAGAGAAGGAGAAUUCACAGCAAUCUUCAGUAUCUGAGGGCCAAAAGGAAUAUAAUUGGAAAGUUUGUAAGACCACAGCUGGGCCAGACUACAUUCCUUGCCUUGACAAUUGGCAAGCUAUUCGGAAACUUCCAACUACAAGCCACUAUGAACAUAGAGAGAGGCACUGCCCUUAUGAACCCCCAACCUGUCUUGUUCCCCUACCUGAAGGAUAUAGGCGUUCUGUAAAGUGGCCUAAAAGUAGGGAUAAGGUCUGGUACAAUAAUGUUCCCCACACCAAGCUUGCAGAAGUUAAGGGGCAUCAAAAUUGGGUGAAAGUUUCCGGUGAAUACCUUACUUUUCCUGGUGGUGGAACUCAGUUUACUCAUGGUGCUCUUCAUUACGUUGAUUUCAUUCAAAAUUCUGUUCCUGAAAUUGCCUGGGGGAAAAGAAGCCGUGUGAUACUCGAUGUUGGGUGUGGGGUGGCUAGUUUUGGAGGUUAUCUUUUUGAAAGAGAUGUUCUUGCAAUGUCAUUUGCUCCUAAAGAUGAGCAUGAAGCUCAAGUACAGUUUGCACUUGAACGGGGAAUCCCUGCCAUGUUAUCUGUUAUGGGCACCAAGAGGCUACCUUUCCCCAGCUCAAUAUUUGAUCUUGUUCACUGUGCACGUUGCAGAGUUCCUUGGCAUAUUGAAGGUGGCAAACUUCUCUUGGAGCUCAAUCGUGUGUUACGACCGGGUGGUUACUUUGUUUGGUCUGCUACUCCAGUUUACCGGAAGCUUCCAGAAGAUGCUGGCAUUUGGAAAGAGAUGUCCAGGCUAACUAAGAAAAUGUGCUGGGAUAUGGUUUCAAUUCAAAAGGACAAACUGAAUGGUAUUGGUGCUGCAAUAUACCGAAAACCAACUUCUAAUGAGUGUUAUGACAAAAGGAAUCAAAAUGAUCCUCCACUUUGUGAAGAAUUCGAUGACCCCAAUGCUGCCUGGAAUGUACCUCUUCAGGCAUGCAUGCAUAGAGUGCCGGUAGAUGCAUCAGCACGUGGAUCACAUUUGCCUGAGCAAUGGCCACAACGGCUGGAGGAGCCUCCUUACUGGUUAAAUUCUCAGGAUGGUGUUUAUGGCAAAGCAGCUCCAGAGGAUUUUGUUGCAGACUACAACCACUGGAAAGCUGUUGUCUCCAAGUCAUAUUUGAGUGGGAUUGGAAUCAACUGGUCUUCCGUUAGAAAUGUCAUGGAUAUGAGAGCCGUAUAUGGAGGGUUUGCUGCGGCCUUAAAAGAUUUGAAAGUGUGGGUCAUGAAUGUGGUUCCAAUAGAUUCUGCUGACACACUUCCAAUAAUCUACGAACGUGGCUUGUUUGGGAUAUAUCAUGACUGGUGUGAAUCAUUUAAUACAUAUCCCAGAUCUUAUGAUCUUCUCCAUGCCGACCAUCUAUUCUCCAGCAUCAGAAAGAGGUGCAAUUUAGUUCCAGUAUUUGCAGAAGUUGAUAGAAUUCUAAGACCAGAGGGAAAGUUGAUUGUACGGGACGAUGCAGCCACCAUAAGGGAGGUGACAAGAAUGGCUAACUCUCUAAACUGGGAGGUCCGGACAACUUAUUUAGAAAACAACGAGGGAUUUAUUUGCCUUCACAAGACAUAUUGGCGUCCCAAUGCAACGGAAACAGUAACAGCAGCUAUAGUUUGAAUCAACUAAAGUUCUAGCCAUACUGGGGGCAAUAACUUGUUAGGUAUAUGGUAUAUUCUUUUAUUACUCAUGCAUUUAAAAAUAUUUAGAAAAUAGUUUAAGUGUAAAAUUAUAGUUUUAUUAUUAAUUUAAACCCUAUUACCUCGAUUAUUAUCUUGGUGUACUUUUGAUUGUAAUAUCAGACCAUCAUAUUAUGGAAUGAAAAUUGAAGUCAUUC
This is a messenger RNA of Rubroshorea leprosula, 3097 nucleotides long. Lineage: Eukaryota; Viridiplantae; Streptophyta; Magnoliopsida; Malvales; Dipterocarpaceae. The record is from the annotation of a GenBank genome assembly.